Alexandromys fortis (reed vole) is the source of this 777-nucleotide messenger RNA. RefSeq lists its product as uncharacterized. NCBI's taxonomy places the organism in Eukaryota, Metazoa, Chordata, Mammalia, Rodentia, Cricetidae. The record is from RefSeq and is a predicted model, not a curated record. Bases 1 to 777 code for a protein of 258 amino acids. The transcript has 3 exons.
AUGGCUCAGCGGCGGCCCCAGCAAGGCAACCUCCGUGUCCAACUCUCAUCUGUAGUAUCCUCAAGCGGGUUAGGGACAAAGCGCUCAGGCCUGGCCGCAGGGUCCGCGUUAUCCAGAUACACAGGCCAUUUGCCUCGGUCAGUACGAGGCGGGCAGAAGGUUCCGCCUGCGUCGGGCCGGGACCCCGCGUCCUUCUUAGGGCUGCAGAACGGGAGAAGGUCGCAGCCGACUUCUGGGGAUUUCGGCCAUCAAAGGAGAGCUAGGCAGGGUGCUGAUGCCCGCCCGACCUGCGGGGGUGAAAGUGCAAGAGGAAGUGCAGCCGCUGCCAUCUUUCCUCCGUUCCGAACGCACGGAGCCUGGGGCCGCAGCGCCGCCGCUCCGCCGCCACCCGUGCCUGGCCUGGGAAAGGGCCCACCCUGCCGCUGCCACCCACUCGCUUCGGCCGCCGCCUUCGCCGGCCUCCAAGACCCGGCCUACACCACCGCUCCCGUGCGCGCCGACCGCUGCCUUCGCCUUCGCCUUUUGUUUCCUUUGCUCCGGCGCCCCCGCCCCGGCUCGCGCUUUGCAGGGGACGCAGCGCGCGCCCCCAGCGGGCCCGGGAAAAGCCUCGGAGCACGCGCUUGCGCUUGCGCGGCGGACCCCUCCUCCUCCCUGCGCGCGCGCGCGUCUUUUGGCUGCGCGCCGGCGCCGCCUGGCGGGCGGGAGGGGAGGUGGUGGCCGCGUUUGCAAGAGGGGCGCACCUCUUCGCUGGUUUACCCCCUGGAAGGUAGACCGUGA